Molecule: messenger RNA, 4511 nt
Organism: Varanus komodoensis (Komodo dragon)
Lineage: Eukaryota; Metazoa; Chordata; Lepidosauria; Squamata; Varanidae
Gene: CTDSPL2
Product: CTD small phosphatase like 2
Exons: 13
Coding region: 163-1560 (465 amino acids)
Molecular function (GO): phosphoprotein phosphatase activity
Source: RefSeq, a predicted model, not a curated record
CGGAGGGGGCCCCCCGGGACCGGCCCGGCCCGGCCCGGCCUCCCGCGCCGCCGGGGAGCCGGGCAGCGAGCGGCGGCUUGACGGGCGGAAGGGGGGAGGGACGUCUUCCUCACCUCCGCCUCCUCUCCGCGCCUCACAGGUUUACAUGUGAUACCCACAAAAAUGAGGCUGAGAACGCGGAAAGCGUCUCAGCAAUCAAAUCAAAACCACACGCAGCGUGCGUUGAGGGUAAAGAGAAAAUACUCAGAGGUGGAGGAGAGCUUACCUGUUGGUGGAGGAAAGCCUCAGAAAAAUGAAACUGGUUUAUUGUCUUCAAUAAAAAAGUUCAUUAAGGGCAGUACCCCAAAGGAUGAAAGAGAACAUCCUGCAAAAAAAAGUAGAAUUGAGCAUGAUAUAGAUGACAGCUUGAUUACAUCCACUCCUCGAACAGGAGAGAAGCCUAAUAAACCCCUCUCCCGGGUUAGGCGGAAAAGCCAAGUGAACGGAGAAGCCGGAAAUUAUGAAAUGACAAACCAGCAUGUUAGACAAAAUGGGAAAUUGGAGGAUAAUCCCACCACUGGCAGCCCCCCACGGACUACAUUACUGGGGACCAUAUUUUCUCCAGUCUUCAAUUUUUUCUCACCAGCAAAUAAAAAUGGGACGGUUGGCUCGGACUCUCCAGGGCAAGCGGUUGAAGCGGAAGAAAUCGUGAAGCAGUUCGAUAUGGAACAGGUGGAUGAGAUAAUCACCAGCACCGCAGCCUCUGCCAAUGGUGCUUCCUACACCAGUCAGGCCGUGCAAGUCAGAUCGAUCAACAAUGGCUUGGAAGAAGUAGAGGAAGUGGCUGAUCGUGACCUGCCUCCUCUCACUGCACCAGUGUCUCCGGACAGCGGUUACUCAUCGGCUCAUGCAGAAGCCACCUAUGAAGAAGACUGGGAAGUCUUUGAUCCGUACUACUUCAUCAAACACGUUCCACCACUAACAGAAGAACAACUUAAUCGGAAGCCUGCUCUUCCACUGAAAACAAGAAGCACACCAGAAUUCUCAUUAGUUCUAGACCUGGAUGAAACACUAGUCCACUGUAGUCUAAAUGAGUUGGAAGAUGCUGCACUCACAUUUCCAGUCCUUUUCCAAGAUGUUAUUUACCAGGUUUAUGUGCGAUUAAGACCAUUCUUCAGAGAAUUCUUGGAACGUAUGUCCCAAAUCUACGAGAUCAUUCUUUUUACUGCUUCCAAGAAAGUGUAUGCAGACAAGUUGCUGAACAUUCUAGACCCCAAAAAGCAGCUCGUCAGGCAUCGACUUUUCCGUGAGCAUUGUGUUUGUGUACAAGGAAACUACAUAAAGGAUUUAAAUAUCCUCGGUAGAGAUCUCUCAAAAACAAUAAUUAUUGACAAUUCACCACAAGCCUUUGCCUAUCAGCUUUCAAAUGGGAUCCCUAUAGAGAGCUGGUUCAUGGAUAAAAAUGACAAUGAACUCCUAAAAUUGAUUCCUUUUCUGGAGAAACUUGUAGAGCUGAAUGAAGAUGUUCGACCACACAUCAGAGAUAGAUUUCGCUUGCACGACUUACUACCCCCUGAUUAAACACCAAGCCUUUGUCAGACACUUAAAAGGGGAAGAAAAAGCAGGACCCCUUUUUCUUUUUGGACUAAAACAAAAACAUUGCCAUUACUGUUGAAAUUUUUGCAUUUUUGUACCCUGUCUCGCUUUUCUUAUCUCUGACGCCCAAAAACAACCAAGGGUUACAGAAGAACUUUAUAUAUCGCCAAAUGGAAUACUCCUAGUACAAUACCGUAAGUAGGGCUAGAGCAGAAGCGUCUUUAGAACUAGUGCAACUCCAGUCAUUUUUUUUACGUACAGGACAUCUGCCGUUUGUAAAGAAUUCUGUUUCUGCCACCAGCAGUUUGACCUAUAAAAACACAGGAUUUUAUGAAAUAACAGAGAUUGAAAAUGGACUCGUAUUUUCUCUCUGUUUGGUGCUCUCUAAGUGGGUUUGUAGCCACUUCGUGUUACUUUUCAGAAUCUCAUUUCAACAGGAAUGGCCAGUAAAUUUUUUUUUUAAUUAUUUUCCUGUUAAGGUUUAUAACCUUUUUACAUUUUUGACCUGUAUUAGAUUCUAGACUUUCAUUAUGCAUUCCUUUAGUUGAAGCAGCUUCAUAGUUUUCUGGAAAUAGCCAAGUUUUAUUAGUUUUUUUAUUAUAUUAUUGAAUGGCCAUUUCCUGCUUUGUCUCCCUGCAUACUGUAUAUUUGUUUAAAAAUAUUACCUAGUUUUAUUCCAUGUAAGUUUCAUUUAGAAAUCUGCGUUUAUAUAUAUAAAUAUAUUUUUUGUUCUGUAAUAUUCUACUGUAGUGGAAAUCUUUUCAAAAAAAUCAAGAGACUGGCUAGCUAAGAAGAAAUAUAAGAAUUACUAAUAUUCAGAAUAUUUAAACCAUUGUGAUGGCAUGUACUCUGGACAGACGAUCUCUCGCGGUGGCACACACGGCCCAAGACAAGGAUUAACACCUCGGCGUCUGCUGCGCAUCCAAGUCUUGGCGCAACGUGGCUCGGUUGAGGCCGCCUUCAGAGCUCUUCGGGAACGGAGCGUCGCGGGGAGCAGCGGAGCGCUUGCGGCCGCCUCGCGUGCGCCGGCCCCUCUGCUGUGCUGCUCCUCGCGGUCUGCGGCCAUGCGCUGCCGCAGCAGCUAUGCACACUCCGUCGCCGCCCGUGCAGCCGAGACGCUAGCACAGUGGUUUCCUAUGCUAUAUGGAAAUGGUUUUCAAGCCUGGGUCCGAAUGCAGCUUGGACAAGAAGAGGCCGAUAUUUUUUUAAUGGAGUGUAAUCUUUUUAGGAGGCUUUUUAUGGAAGGGGGAAAUUUGUAAAAGUUAGCAAGCUUUGCCUCGACGCUGCAUUAACGGGCCACAAGGCUCGGGCUGUUUUUGUGUAAAGGAUGUUGCAGAAUGGCACUUUUUCUAAAGAGAAGUUUGAUAUUUUGUAUGCUUGUUAAAGAAAGUACAGUAUUGGAAAUUAAAGGUGGACAACUGAUAAUUGAAAAGUAUGUCAAUUAAUUUUUUAUGUAUAUUACCUGUUUACUUGUACAAAUUUAUUGUACAAAUUACACGCAGCUUCAUUUUCAAAUGAGUCCUUAAAAUAAGGAAAAUCUUUUUAGGAAAGCAUUUAAUUUUUGUAUUUUUUGAUUUUCAAAGGCAUGAGUUAUGUCAAUUUUUCCAAUGUAUUAAUGAAGAUUUUAACUUUUCAUCAGGUUGAGUGUUUUCUUACUAUAUUAUCUGUUGUAUAUGUAGCACACUGUGUCAUUGAACUGUUAGGAAAAGUUAGCAUGUAGAGCAGGCCUGCUUUGUGGAAAAUCAUCACUCAUUGAAAACAAAAUUAGGGUCGAUUUUCUGCAAAACAAAAACCAACCAACCAUGAAGAGCAUUUGUUAUCCAGAAUGCUGACUUCUUUGUAUUUAAAGAAAGGUAUUUUGCUUGCAGGAAAAUGCUACAGAUUCGUUUGAAAGAGAAUCUUUGAAAUGUAUUUAUCUUUAGGGCAUCUGGACAUCUUUAUGCUAUUUGUCUUAACGUCUUUAUUGAAAUAAAAUGUACAUAAUAUUUAUAUAUAUAUAUAUAUAUACACGCAUAUAUAUAUAUAAAUGUAACUGUGUGUGCGCCUGCGCAGCCGUGAUCCUUGUAACCACUCCCUUCCUGUUUUGCUAAUAAUAGGUAUAUAGAAACAUUUGAUUUUUGAACCGUUUUGAAAUUCUCCUCGUAAACCUUCGCAGAAGGAGCUGCAUUGGGGGCAAUAAGGACGUCUUCUUGACUAGCGUUGGAAUGCCUGUUUCCUUCCAAAGGUAACAGAUACAUCUCACAAUAGUCAAGUAUCUCUCCUUACUGCUCCUGGUGAGGAUUUGCAGCUCUCGUUUUCAGUGGUCUCCAGAUGGAGAUAGCCUGUGCUCACUAGUUUUGAGCAAGCUGGAGUAGGAUAGCCAAUACAAAAGACUGUUUAGCUCUGCCUUCCACUCCGAAAUACCAGCUAGAAGUUGGAAGAGAGCGGCACAUAACAAGGGCCGAGGGAGCCACCCUUUUGAGAAGCAAGAGAGACUCACCUCAGUGAAAAGUGGCUGCAGAGAGAGAAAGGAAGUGUGCGUGAUUCUACAUUUCUGUGAUAGUUUGCUAUGCUGUAUUAAGAGAUUAUUUUCUGCAGUUCACAAAUAAAUAUAUUGAAUAUAGACCCUACCCUAAACAAAAUAAUGGAUGGACAUUUCUCUGUGACUUGAAGGAAAACUGCAGCAUCCUUUUUAAAGCAGCUUUUUAAAGCAUUUGUGCAUUUUCAUUAAAAACGCUUACAAAACCAGAUGCUUUUAGUUAAGCUGACACAUUGCAUAUACAAACCUACCUGUUCCGUGAUUCCUAAUCACUGAAGAGAGAGAUGAAAAGCAAGAAUGUGAGCUUUUACAAUGUGGAUUAUUAGAAAUGUAGGAGAACUAACAGUCCGAUAUUGGACAAACUGAAUCAACCAUUGCAGGCUGCUCUGUAAAUACAUAUUAAAGUAUCAUUUUGUAA